Messenger RNA from Malus domestica (apple), 1385 nucleotides. Its product is annotated as probable protein phosphatase 2C 8. Gene Ontology annotation, molecular function: protein serine/threonine phosphatase activity. Gene Ontology annotation, biological process: protein dephosphorylation. Lineage: Eukaryota; Viridiplantae; Streptophyta; Magnoliopsida; Rosales; Rosaceae. The record is from RefSeq and is a predicted model, not a curated record.
UCGUCGAUUCCUCUUAAAGCCGCAACUUUUGAAUCGUGAAUUUGGUCAAGCGCAAAUAUUUUCUCAGCAACCAAACAAUCUUUUUCCUUGUUCUUGGUUACAGUGGCCACUUGUUUUAUACGUUGAUUCCACACGAUGACUGAAACCGAAACCGCCAAUCCAGUCCCGACGAACGAGAGUGCAAGAGAGGAGGCGGAGGCCGCGGCAAAGCAAAAGAACAAGCGGGAAAGCGAUUCCAGCGAUGCUAUUUCAGCUGCCAAGAAGUCGAAAACGGAAGAAGAUCAAGACCCAGAAGUUGAUAUGAGCAAAGGGGAAAUGGGUUUUGAAAUCGAGGCCGAUGCUGCGGAGGAUAAGGGGCUGAGGCACGCCAUGGAGGACGCUUGGGUUGUGCUCUUGGACGCCGCCGGCGAGGAUUUUCCCGGAAAUUUGAGAUGUGCACAUUUUGCAGUUUAUGAUGGGCAUGGAGGUCGAUUGGCUGCGGAGUAUGCUCAGAAGCAUCUGAAUACGAAUGUGCUUUCGGCCGGAUUACCACGUGAGUUGUUGGAUAUAAAAGCAGCCAAGAAAGCCAUACUUGACGGUUUUCGGAAAACUGAUGAGUCUCUUGUUCGAGAAAGUGCUGCAGGGGGGUGGCAGGAUGGUGCUACAGCUGUAUGUGUUUGGAUAUUAGGAAAAACUGUUUUUGUUGCUAACAUUGGGGAUACAAAAGCAGUGGUAGCAAGAUCAUCUCCUGUUGAGGGAUUGCAAAAUGGUUCUAAUGAAGCAUGUCCCCUGAAGGCGAUUGUUUUGACAAGGGAACACAAAGCCAUCUAUGCACAGGAGCGUGCUCGUAUUCAGAAGGCUGGUGGCAAUGUGAGUUCAAAUGGACGACUACAGGGGCGCCUUGAAGUUUCUAGGGCCUUUGGAGAUCGCCAGUUCAAAAAGGUGGGCGUUAUUGCAACCCCGGACAUUCAUUCUUUUGACCUUACAGAAAGAGAGCACUUCAUAAUUCUUGGUUGCGACGGCCUCUGGGGGGUAAUUGGACCAAGUGAUGCUGUUGAUUUUGUUCAGAAACUGUUGAAGGAGGGACUACCUGUUGCAACUAUAAGCCGUCGUCUUGUAAAAGAAGCUGUGCGAGAGAGGCGCUGUAAAGAUAACUGCACCGCGAUCAUAAUCGCGUUCAGGCACAAGUAGUUUCUUUGGUUGUAAGUGACCGAAAUUGUUGUCCACCGUUGAUUAGUUGCUCAGUCGUGAAGUAGCCAUUGAAUUGUUAAGAACUCGAAAAUACAGCUACGGAUAUUUGGUGCAGACCUACUUGCUAGAUGUAUUAAAAUUUGUACUGCGCUAACAAUGUAUUCUGGAAUUUUGUCGAUGAACACUUUUCUUUGGACGAAACAUUUUUCAGUUCA